CGGGAUUUUAUUGAUCUGUGACGGCUGAGCCGAGUAUUACUGACUAACUUCAGGUUGUAAAAUAUGUUCUAUCUUUUUACGUCGAGGCAUUAGGCGUCAGGCAAAGUAAAGUAUUAAAUCAAUACAGAGCUGUUCACGACAUGGAUUUAUCUGUUGCACUACCUUUCGGAGAAGGGGCGACGGAGAACUUCAAUUCGUUCAGCCAUAUAAUAGACAUAGCGGGCCUAUCACAGUCUCAAUCAAGCCCAAGUCCCUCCAUUUCCAGCGAAUCUAGCGGUAUCGGGUCGCUAGGUUCCCUCAAAUCGGAAUCCGUAAAUAACGAUUCCUUACCAUCUAGUCCACAUACAGAUAAGAAAUUAUUUGAGGGUUUUGUGCAGCCCCAGCCACGUCCCAAAGAAGACCAAAAUGUUAAAGUUAUUUAUGGUGGUCGAGACAUCCUCAAUCUGAUGGGUAACCUUGGUGACUCCCGAUGGAACUAUAGGGCCACAGUUCUGCCUCCAAACAAUCCUGCUCUAUUUUUUGCCAACCGCUCACAAUAUCAUCGCCUCGGACCAUUUGGAACACGCACACAGUAUGUACAUGAUUCUUGCCAAGAUUGUGGUUUUUCCUGGGUUGUUGCAGCCAUAGAGUAGAGCAACAAUCAAUCCAAACAAUUAACAUCAUACUGGGGUACAUCAAGAUAUAAUCAGUAACAACCGGUUCUAACUAUUGUAAUAAUUAUUAUAUGAUUUAUUGUUAAUUAAGAAAGCUACUAAGUUGCUGAACCUAUUCAUUUUUGAUAAAAUAUAACAGAUUUUGUAUGAAAGGUCUAGAAUAUCCUGAUGUACCUCGGAAUAGCAGUUGAUGACUGUGGAAUAUGUGUUUAUCAUCAAGUGAAUUUGUAGAAUUACAUUUAAAAUGUGACUUAAUACUGUGAUGUUAUUUUAAUCAAUGCAAUUUUUGACAUGUUCUACAAACACAUGAUGGUUUAUACAUUUUCAUUAACCUAUUGUUGUGUGUGAUAAUGUUAAGCUUAUUUAAUAUUUAAAUUAUUUAUUAUUAUGUUAGAAGACCCACAAGAUAUUAAUUCAGCAUUUAGACAAUGGAUGGAAACUCAAAAAUGACAUCAAUUAUUGUUAGAAAUACGAAAAUUUUAUAUUGCUAAAAUAAUUUAGUUCCUCUUAGAAAUUUAAAUAAUUUAUUGUCCAAAGAGUUAAUUUAAUAUUGCUUUACUGUAUCUUAUUGAUAUCUGUUAAUUGUUGUAAUUGGCAUUGCCCAAUAGCUCAUACUGUUGAUAUUUGAACUAUAUUACAUGCAAUAAUUAAUGAGCUCUUCCCACCAUUAGUAACAAUUUAUUUUAUUGUUUCAUUUCCAUUAUAAUGUAGUUAUUAGAUUUUGUAAUGUAUUCCACAGUCAUUUGUAGUUCUAUUGGUAUAAACUUAGGAAAGGUUCUUCUUGUCAGACAAACAAUGAUAUUGAUGAGAAGGCACGAAUUAAAACUCAUUAGUAGUUAGAUAAGGUCUACUAAUUAGUAUUUGUUGGAUGUACCGUCCUUGCAUUAUGCUAUUAUAAUAAUUAGCAACAUUAUCAUAGUAUUUUGACAAUUCCAUCUUAUCUUCCUAUUAAAUAGCAUUAUGAAGGAUUGAAAAUAAAUGAAUAUUGCAAUUGGUGAUCAGUGCAUAUCAUCACAAAUAGAACAGUGAUUAGUAUUAGUAGUUGUUACAGACCGUUUUAAAACGUUUGAGUCAUUUUCAAGCUCAGAUACUGGGCUUCUAGUGAAAUUAUAAGUAAGUGUUGUUAACAGACUGGUAAUAUCUCUAUGUAAUGUAUAUUAUCUGUGGUCUCUAUAUCUUAGUCAAAAUAUUUAAUAGUUGGAGUCUCGUAAUUAUGAGUAAGUAAUGCUAAAUGUGUUUAUACUAAUUAAUUAUGAUCAAUUGUCCUUCUGUGCAACAUUAAUUCUGCUAUAUUGUGAUCAGCUUUAUAUUGGGAGUAUUUAUGUACACAAUAAUUCUACAUAUUUCUCCACAGAAUUAUUUUUAUAAUAAUGUUAGUAUGUGACAAUACAGUACUUAGUCGAAAAUUUUAUUUACAUGGUUAUUUAAUGUAUUGUUUUGUGGUUUGGCCAAAUUUUUUAAUGGGACCAACAUCCAAUUUCUAAAACAUUGUUUCGGUCUUAAUUUUAGACUGUUGGUAUCAAUCAAUUACUUUUUUGAAACAUGUUGUAUCAUUAUCAAAGUUUACAUUGCAUUUUAUCUCUCUUAUCUCUUAAUUUAUUAUCAGAUGACUCAACUAGAGCUGAUAUAGAUUCUCUUUCUUCCUUGAAUUUAAUGGGCUAUGAACUAAACAUUAAGAUAUAUAAUUUAGUGAAUAUAACACAAAAUUAGUAAUAAAUGUAUGUUUAUUGUUCAGUGGGUCUUCACUGAACAUAUAGCAAAGAUCUCAGAAUGCAGCUUUCGUAAUAAUAUAAUUUGCCUAACGGUUUUCAUCAUGAACUAGCAACAUAUGGAUGUCUGAAUGAACUCAAGUGCUUGUUAUGAUUAUAUUAGAUCAAAUGUUGCAUUCAGGUUAAUUUAAGUUAAUGUAAUGACAAAGUUGAAUCAAAUGUAGUGCAAAAUAAUAUUGAGUGGCGAUACGCACAUUAAAUAAAUGAGCUUUUGUUGUGAAUGUUUCCAUAAGAUUAGGGUUAGUUUCCACCGGCCCGCAGUGGCUGUCCACCGGCCGAAGGCCUGUAUCAUUGACGGAGUGAGGCCAAGGUGUGAUGCAAUAUUUGCAUUCCAGUCUUUUGUUUUUCGUUAGAAGUGGUUGUUAAUAUUUAUUUAAUCCAUAUUGCCAAAUAUUUGGUUGUUGUGCUUUUUAUUGACUUCAGUUAUAAAUCAUAUAUGAUUGAGUUAUCAAAUUAUUACCUUACUUUUUUAUAAUGUUUAAAUUUUUAAUCAUUGAUAUUGCAUUUUAUUUUGUUUAGUCAAAUCGUAGACGUAUAUAUUAUUCUUGUUUUGUAGUUGUUCAUUCGUAUUUAUUAUAACUCAACGAAACUAUAGUCAAAUGACAGUAUUUUUGUAAUGAAAAUUGUUUGGGGAUGAAGGGUAUACGAGUAGCCGCAGUGUGUUCGCGGCAAGCUCCCCGUAUUACGUUAUCUGAUAAGAAUUAUGUAGGUUUAGCGAAAUAGAAUUAACGCGGGGAUAUUUGGGUCUCGUGUCGGUGAUAUCACGCGCCCCUCGCGGCGCUAAGCUCAAUAUUUAGUAACCCUUAAGAAAUACCUCUUUAAAAAGAACAUUAUAUAUUACUAUAUCCAAUCAACUAUCAUAAUAUAUGUAUUACCCUGUUUAUUUUGAUGUGAUAUCUUAAAUGACUGAUCUGAAUUUAGUUUUAAGUUGUUGACGUGCAGUGCUAUUUGAGUAUAAUAAUUUUUAAGGAUUAUAAAGUGCCAAUGCUCGCUGUUCGAUCCCGAGCCGUUCCUCUCCAGAGUACUCCCGGAUGGAACAGCUUGUCUUCCAGGACGUGCUCGAACUGCAGCUGAUAAGCUAUCUUCCAUUGAGUUCCAUAUCGUUACAAGAUUGACAUGAAACUUGCACAAUCUCAGUAAUGCUUGCAAUAUUACGUUAGAAUUCCUCAUUUAUUUAAUAAAGCGUAAUUUUAAGUACAAUGUGAAAUGGUGUAAUAUCGUACUAGUAUCAAAUUAGCCGAAGAUGUUAAUGUAUUAAGUAAGAUAUGAACUUAGCUUUGUGUAUUUGGGAUGUUUUAGUGUUUAGUAGUUGUGUAGCGGUGGCUUAACGCUCGCAGGGCGGGGAUCUGAAUGGAUUUGACUGUAAUCUGUGGCAAUAAUACUCUAGAACCCUGCCAGAGACGAUAGAGUCGCUCCCGCGGCGUCAACCGACCGGUACGCACUUUUGUUGUAAUUAUAAUAAUAGCCAUAGGUAUUUGUCGUACUUAAUAAUUCUUGCGAUGCCUUAAUUCUGGUUGUCAAUUAGACAUGUCUGCCUAGCAUUAUCUCAUUUAAUUUAUUUAGUUUCGCUGUUCCGGCCUCCCGUGAACUUCCAGUCCAGGCUGUUCUUAAUGAUUCAUGAUUUUGAUGUGGAUUUAUUUAACCUAAGUGUUCUUAUUAAAUGUUACCAAAAUGUUUUUAAUAAAAUAUUUUUAUAUGUAA
This is a messenger RNA of Leptidea sinapis, 4123 nucleotides long. RefSeq lists its product as uncharacterized. The record is from RefSeq and is a predicted model, not a curated record. NCBI's taxonomy places the organism in Eukaryota, Metazoa, Arthropoda, Insecta, Lepidoptera, Pieridae. The transcript has 3 exons. Bases 141 to 632 code for a protein of 163 amino acids.